Messenger RNA from Uloborus diversus, 1275 nucleotides. RefSeq lists its product as uncharacterized. The transcript is spliced from 3 exons. Lineage: Eukaryota; Metazoa; Arthropoda; Arachnida; Araneae; Uloboridae. Bases 1 to 1275 code for a protein of 424 amino acids. The record is from RefSeq and is a predicted model, not a curated record.
AUGGCGUUUUGCGAAAAUGUUCAAGUUCUGCUUGCAAGUGAAGCAGGACCAAGCCAUGUAAUUUUGGCGCUGUUUGUGGCAACAGCAGUACAUGCAAAAGAAGAAGCAGAAGCAUUAGAAGAAGAUGAAGAAUAUGAGGAUGAAUUGGUCGAUGAACCAGAAGAAAAGGAAUCUUUGCAGGCCGAUGCUUCCGUUUACGGACCACUUGGAGUUGGAGGCGUUGGUCAUGGGUACGCAACAGGAGGCGUUGGUGGUUAUUCCGGUCAUGGAGGAAAAGGAGGUGGAGGAGGAUUCUCCGAGCAUAGUGGCAAAAUCUCUCACCAUGACCACCUCCAUGACGGAGGAUUCAAAGGUUAUUCCGGUUAUGACGGUCAUGGUGGUGCGCAUGGGGAGAAGAAGCAUGGAGUCCAUGAGGAGCAUGUAGAUGUGGUGGAUCAAGGGGGACAUAAGAAGAUAGUGGAAGACCACGCGGUACAUGGAGAAGGACUGAAGAAAGGUGGGGAAUCCUUCGCGAAAGGACAUGAGGAGGGAGGACAUCAAGAUCACGCUGUGAAGGGAGAGUUCUUCGAUAAAUAUGGGAAGGAUCAAAAAGGAGUCGUAAAUGGUGGAUCAUAUCAAGAUGGAGUUGUUGCUCAAGAGAAGCAUGGAGGUCAUGGUCAAAAGGGUAAUAAAGUCGGUGGGGAGAUAUUUAAGGAUAAAGGUCACAAAAGUCGUGGGUUCAAGAAUGUCUAUCACAAAGAGGAGCAUGGCGAGCACAAAACCUUCCACGACGAUUUCCAUGAUAGCGACUACAAGAAGAAAUAUCAAGACCAUCACGACUUCUACGACCAUCAUGGAGCCAAAUACCAAAAAGGAUUCGGAGGCAAAAACUACCACGACGAAAAGAAACAUGGCGAUGAUUACCACAAAUUCGGAAAAUCUGGCCACGAGCACCACGACAGCGGCAGCCACAAGAAGGGAGGGGCCCACCACCACCUUCACGAUGCACAAAAGCAGCAUGGUGGAGCUCAUCAAGUGUCCCACCAUGACGUUGGACACCACAACAAGGGUCACGUAUCCAAGCAUUCUGACGGCUACGGAGGUAACUAUGGUGGUGCUGGAUACCACAAAAAAGUUUACGGUCAUGAUGGUCGACACAACAAGGAUCAUGAUGUUGCUCAUGGUGCUGCUUAUGGUGGACAUCACGGAGGACACCAAGGUGGAUAUGGGCAAGUUGGUGGUGGAGGACAUCAGGGUUAUCAUGUUCAUCACCCUAUUCCUUAUGGUCAUUACUGA